Panicum virgatum (switchgrass) is the source of this 1839-nucleotide messenger RNA. RefSeq names its product putative disease resistance protein RGA3. NCBI's taxonomy places the organism in Eukaryota, Viridiplantae, Streptophyta, Magnoliopsida, Poales, Poaceae. The transcript is spliced from 2 exons. Bases 63 to 1523 code for a protein of 486 amino acids. The record is from RefSeq and is a predicted model, not a curated record.
GAUAUGUUACAGUAUAUUUCUUUGCUCCGUGCUUCCUAAUUAAUCAGAUCAGGUCUUAUCAAAUGGAGACCGUAUUAUCCGCAUUUCUGGGUGAGAUUGCCCAAAGAUCAGUAUCUUUCUUCAUCGGCAAACUCUCCAAGGAGGCAACCUCUUUACCCUCUGACGAGAACCUGCACCGCAAGCUGCUGAGGAUUUGCAUCAUUGUCGAGGAAGCCGAGGGCCGGCAAAUUAGGAACCAAGCCAUGCUAGAGCAACUCAAGGUUCUGCGAGCAGGGAUGUACAGAGGCUACUACGCGCUGGACACCUUCAGGUACCGAUCCUACAAAGAAGAUGAAGGCGAGGAUGAUGAUGAGGUGAGCCACUACUAUUCCUUUGCCAUCUCCAAGUUCAACCCUGCCAAGCGCAUUCAGUUGUGUGGCAGAAGCAGUAGUCAAGGUGGAGAGAGGGAGCUGCAUCAGGUGCUUGGCUCCCUAGAUGUAACCAUCACUGAUGCAAGGGAGUUCCUCAUGUUCCUGAAAGAUUGUCCCCCAUUGUACCACCGUUUGUACAACACCUACAUGGUUUUGGAGAAGUGUAUGUUUGGCCGCCAUGCCGAGAUGGAGCACAUCAUCAACUUCCUUAUGCAGAAGUGUGCUCCUGGCUCUACCGGAGAUUUCGGUGUCCUACCGGUUGUCGGUCCAGCGAAAGCCGGUAAGAGCACACUUGUUGAACAUGUAUGCAAUGAUGAAAGAGUGCGUAGCGCCUUCUCCCGGAUCGUGUUCUUCGCAGAAGGCGACCUUGAAGGAAGGAUUGAUUGUGUCAGGGAUGGUGGCAAGGUGAAGUAUCAAAGUCAUGCCUCAGAAUGCAGAGAUCAAAGUGUUUUGGUUGUUGUGGAAGUGAACGGGGACAUCAGUGAGGCUACAUGGAGUAGCUUAUGUUCAGCAUCCAAAAGGUGCGCUACAAAUGGUGUCAUCAGGUUCAUAAUCUGCAGCCGGUCCGACGAGAUUGUCAGAUUUGGAACGACGAGAGCUCUCAAGGUAGAGAAUCUUACUCAGGAAGCGUUCUGGUACUUCUUCAAAGCUCUUGCGUUUGGGAGUGUUGAUCCCCGGGAGGAACCGAAGCUCGCGUCAAUGGCUAUGGAGAUCGCCGCGUAUCUGAACUGCUUCUUCAUAGCAGGAAACACCAUAGCCAGGAUGCUUAGAGACAAUCUCAGUGCAAAGUUCUGGCGCAUGGCUUUGACAAGUUUCAGAGAAGUCGACCGGAGAUACCGCUUCUUCAUUUUUGGCGCGCAACCAGCAAAUCCUUCAGAAAACAGAAAAAUGAUUCGAAGGUUAAAUGGCUCCAAUGAGUAUUGCUCGUUUUUUAAUGGCUACCAUACAAUUUCCUCCUUGGGUGAGGCUCCGACGACGAUAACUGUUCAAGAGGUUCUGUCAGGGAGUGUUGUGCCUCGUGGGGAAUUUCAUGUCCUGGGAUGGAGAUCUCCCAUACCACCUUACCAUAGCUACACAUUUAGGUGUGAGAUUCAUGAGAUAGCAGAUUCAUGAGGCAUCGAGAAGAAGACGGUGUUCGCAAGACACAAAACCAAGCCUAUAUAGGCUCGAAAAAUAGAUGGCUCUGUGUCGCGUUGUACCCAAACCUUAUAUGCUUUCUAUAAAAGUUAGGUGAUCUUGUUCUAUUGACUAUUUCACGAAUCUAAUAACCAGAGUGUUCGUAAACACUAAACGGUCAGUAUGGGUCUGUGCAGCAUGUAGACCGUGUACACGGUGUGUGUAUAGUAUUACACGUUUUUAUACUAUAUUGACAAAUAUUUGUAUAGUAACUUGUAUAUAUAUGCUUAAAAUAACAAUAAUAAUGACAAAG